This is a messenger RNA of Phlebotomus argentipes, 5674 nucleotides long. Its product is annotated as protein tiptop-like. The record is from RefSeq and is a predicted model, not a curated record. The transcript has 5 exons. The coding region runs from base 677 to 4183 and encodes 1168 amino acids. Gene Ontology annotation, molecular function: DNA-binding transcription factor activity, RNA polymerase II-specific; DNA binding. Gene Ontology annotation, biological process: regulation of transcription by RNA polymerase II. Gene Ontology annotation, cellular component: nucleus. NCBI's taxonomy places the organism in Eukaryota, Metazoa, Arthropoda, Insecta, Diptera, Psychodidae.
GAAGGUUCCGACAAAGUGGUCGCUCCUCUGGAUAUGACAAAUUGCAUCAAAUCCGCAUCCACAUUUCCGUAAGCGCUUGGCCAGGCCAAGUAUUCCGAGUGCGUGUGGCUCUUUCGGGCUUCUAUGUAUACUUAGUGACAUGCAGUGACCUCACAUCUUGCAAAUUGCUCCUAUUGGUGUUACUUAAGAGCACGUUGUACUCUAUGACGUCACGGAUUGUGUUAAUUGCCAAUUGUAACUUGUGCAAAAAUCCAAUGUGAACCAAUUCUUCUUGUGAUAAUGCUGAAAGCUUCUCUGUGUCCAAAAAUGCUAAAUUCCGUAUACGUUCAGCAGAAGUGUAGUUGAAAUAUACUUAGAAGAGAGAAAAAGAAAUACUUACCAGUGAAUUUUGAGAACAUCUUCGCGAAAUUCUCAGUGGUUCAUCCAACGCAACAUCCGCAACAUCCACAGCAAUCAGAAGUUUAUGGUUGGUUUUUGAUAGUGUCUCAGCAUUAAUCAUAGCACAAAACUCAACCGAAAGCUGCAGAGCCAGACGGAGUGAAGAUGAAGAAUCAAUUGAUUGUCGAGAAUGUCUUUGAACUAAUUUUGAGCAAAAGCAACCAACUGCUGAACUAAUGCUGCUUGGGUAACUCAUCAGGAGGCACAAUUUGAGGUUUUCUAGUGUCGUGGUUCAAAGAUGCGUUCAAAGCAGCAGCCUCGACCUUCAUAUCAUCGAUGGCUGAAACCUGAAGAAAAUGAAGAAGGAGAUGAUGCUCUCGAAAGUCCCGAACAGAAAGAUGUAUUAACGUCUGGGUCAGCUAGUCCAUCAUCAACACAAUCUCUUGAGGGUGCUCCAGCAACAACAUCAUCAACAAUGCUCCGAGAUCCGGAAUCGCAUCAUUCCACCACCCCCACAAGUCCGCAGCCUCCGCCGCACUUGAUUGAUUCACACGAUGACGUCGAGCACAACAUACCUGCUACCCUCAUACAAGACCCGAGUGUCGAGCGUGAAUUGUCCAGUCCGCGAUGCCUGUCCAGGGAUUCCUCGGUGGGCGGUCGCUGUCCCUCGGAUGAGUCCAUCUACUCGGGCCGCGGCUUGGCAGGCAGUAACGCCACGAGUCCCGUUGCUAUCACUCUUCCCGCCACUCUUCCGCCAGCGGCCGCGGCCGCGCUGCUCCCGCCGCAGUCCGCCGCCAUGGCGGCCUACCUGGGCGUGGCGGCCGCGGCGGCCCAGCAGAACCGCCUGCUGUUCAAUUCCUCCCUGACGGCGGGGCUGGGCAGAGCGGGCUCGCCGCCACUGCUGUCGCUGCCUCUGGACAGCGACUCGCCAGUGCUGGACUUCAGCACGAAGCGCCCCACGAAGAGCGACUCGCGCGACGGUGAUAGCGAUGCUGUGAAUCUGAGCAACAAGUCUGACAACGGGCCGCUGGAUUUGUCGGUCAACCGGAAGCGGAAUGCGGAGAGCCACUCGCCGCAGAUGCCGAGCAGGAAGCAAGCCCGGCCGAUUGACUACAAGACCGCGGUGUCGCCCUGGACAUCGCCCGUGACGCCAUACUUCGCCGCCGCCGUGGCGGCCGCCAGCAUCUCGCCGAAGAAUCACACCGCCGCGGCCGAGUGGGCCAACGCGAAGGGAAAGCUGGGCUCCGGGCCGACAGACGCCACGAAGGCGCUGGAGAAGAUGUCGGAGCUGAGCCGGCUGGGCGGUGAGGACAUCUACAAGCAGCACGGCGGGGCGCUCAGCCGCGAGAAUACGGUGAGUAGCGGUGGGAGUUCGGGUGGGGGCAGGCACAGUGCCUGGCAGUCGCACUGGCUCAACAAGGGUGCCGACUCGGCCAAGGAUGUGCUGAAGUGCGUGUGGUGCAAGCAGAGUUUCCCCUCCUUGGCCGCAAUGACCACUCACAUGAAGGAGACGAAGCACUGCGGCGUGAAUGUGCCGCCGUCCGGUGGCAUGUCCCAGCCGCAGCCGCAUCCUCCGAUUCCCACGUCGUCCUCCUCGUCGGGCUCCAGCUCGUCCAGCAAGCCCUCCUCGUCGGAUCUCAAUCUCCUGAUCAAGGAGACAAUGCCGCUGCCGCGCAAGCUCGUGCGCGGCCAGGACGUGUGGCUGGGCAAGGGCGCCGAGCAGACGCGCCAGAUACUGAAGUGUAUGUGGUGCGGCCAGAGCUUCCGCUCGCUCGCCGAGAUGACUAGUCACAUGCAGCAGACGCAGCACUACACCAACAUAAUCUCGCAGGAGCAGAUCAUCUCCUGGAAGUCCGCCGAGGACGGCAAGGGGCCGACGGGACCAGGGAAUGCCAACAGCUCAAGUGCCAAUCAGAACGCCGGACCCAACAGCACCGUGAGCGCCGUGCUCACGUGCAAGGUGUGCGAUCAGGCCUUCUCCUCGCUCAAGGAUCUCAGCAAUCACAUGGUGAAGAAUGCGCACUACAAGGAGCACAUCAUGCGAUCCAUCACGGAGAGCGGCGGCAGGCGACGACAGACGCGCGAGAAGAGGAAAAAGUCGCUGCCCGUGCGGAAGUUGCUAGAGCUGGAGCGGGCACAGCACGAUUUCAAGAACGGCGAGACCAACAUUAUGUCCAAGACAAUGCGCGAGGCUGCUUCGGGGCGGAUAACGUGCGAGAAGUGCGGCGACAAGAUCGACACGGUGUUGUUUGUGGAGCACAUCAGACAGUGUGUCGGCGGGGUGACUUUGAACUCUCACAGGGUCAAGCCGCCGUCUCUCUCGGGUGCCAACAGUAUUCUCCCGCCGUCAGAGAGCGUGAGUCCUCUGACGCCCGGCAGUCGUGACGGGAGGAAGAGCAUAGGGGACGAGAUCCCGUCCCCGGCUUCCAGGCAUAUCUCUCCCAAUGCUGCGGAUCUCUCCUCGCCCAAGGAGGGCUCGCAGGACAAGACCUCCUCUUCCCCAUCCGUUCUCAAUGCUAUUGAGCAGCUGAUCGAGAAGAGCUUCGACACGCGAUCAAGACACAGCGGCGGAAUCCAAGGCCCUAAUCAGAAUGCGGCUCCUCUGGGAUCUAGCAUUCUGAAGCGUCUGGGGAUCGACGAGAGUGUGGACUACACGAAGCCCCUGAUAGAUCAUCAGACAAUGAACUUGCUCAGGAGUUACCAGCAGCAGCAAGUGUAUGGACGCAGAGAGAGGAGUGGCAGCGAGUCAAGCUCGUUCUCAGACCGCGGAAGCAGUCGAGUGGAUUCGCUGACGCCGGAGAGAAAGGUGGAUCAGCCACUGCAGUCGUCAACGCCAAGGCACACUCCUGAGAAGCAGGAGGCCGAAGAUCUCAGCGAGAGCGCAGUGAAGAUCAAGAGGGAGCCCGAGGAUGAGGAGAAGCGAGAAGACACGCCUAGCGCAGCAUUGGCGAUCAAGAAGGAAACUGAGGAAGUCGAGGACGCUCGUGCGAAGAGUCCGGAAGAUGCCGAGGGUGGAAAGUUACGCUCCAGCUCCCUGUCUAGUCCAAUGCCGAGUCCCAGGCACACGCCGGUGACUCCGGCCGCGAGUCCCGGAAGUGAUAGAUCCACGCCAAGAUCGCAAGUGAAUGCCAGUGAGUCGAAGAAGGCAACAACUGGCGGCAGUUUGGGUGCUCUGUCCUCGAUGUUCGACAACCUGACCGGCGGCGGCGCGUCAAAUGCCGCCGCCAGCGAGGGUUCGGGGUCUGGGAAGAAGGGUAGCUCUCACCCGUUGGCAGCACUGCAGAAGCUUUGUGAUAAAACCGAGACGAAUCAAAAUUCCCGCACGAAUUCCGCCUCCAGCAACUCCUCGCUGGCCUCCAACAAUCCUGGCGUGUCAACAAGUUCCACAGCUCCGGGCGCCAUCUUGGCCUUCAGCUGGGCCUGCAACGACGCCGUGAUGACAUCGGACUCGAUCAUGAAGUGCGCCUUUUGUGAUACACCCUUCAUCUCCAAGGGCGCCUAUCGCCACCACCUGUCCAAGAUGCACUUCGUCAAGGACGACGUCAUCCCCGAUCCGAUCGCCGUGAAGAGUCAGAAGCAGAUUCCGCCGGCGUCGCAGUCGCCCAAGGGCUCGCCCGUCAACAGUGGCAACGGUGUGACGCCGAGCAGCUCGCGCGAGGGCACCUCAAGCGCCCCGGCGGCCGCCAACGCCGCGGCGCCGGCGAAGAGCCCGCCGCCGAGCGGCGUGGCGUUCGAGGAGAGCCCACAUUCCAAAUUCCUCAAGUACACCGAACUCGCCAAGCAGCUGUCGUCCAAGUACGUAUGACAUUCCUAAGGAGCAGCCGGAGUCCGGAAAGGUAAGCCCAGCAUCUGAAUCUCGUUGUAAAAAGCCUCCUGUGUAAAAAGCCCUCUGAUAUUCUCAGAAAUAUCAUGUGAUGCAACAUAUCUCUUGCGAAACUGUCGUUAGGAAGCCAAGAUCGUGGGUGUUGAUGUCACAUCGCACCAGGUUUAAGAAAGUGAGAGAGUGAAAAGGCGAAAGAUGAGCCCUUCUGGUGUAAAUUGUAGCAUCUAGAGAGAUGAAACCUCAUACUUUUUCUAUUAAAUGUAGGCUAAACCACUAAGAGAAGCCGCGUAGGUCGAGAAAUCUGCAUAUAGAGAUUAGGCACUCACUUUCGAUGAAAAGCAAGUCACUAUAGAGAGGAAUCUUCAUACAAACUGACGCUAUACGAAUAUAACCUUUUGGAAGGAAAUGGAGAAAGUUCAGCCCCAAAAUUUCCCCUUGACGAACAUUUAACCAUUUGCCAAAAUUUACGAUGAUGAAACAUAGAAGAGAAAUUUUAUGGAUAAAUUGUAACACUGUAUACGUAAUUUUUGAGAUGAAAAAGAAAAAAAGGAUCUGAGAGAGAAGUUGACAGGAAAAUCCUCCCUAUUUGAGAACAAAGCCCUUUUCUAGAAUGGAAAGAAAGCCGAAAACUUCUUCAAAAUUUCUUUCAUGCCGACUAUUUUUUGUGAUUUUAUUGUAUAGUGGCGAAGGAGAAAUACUACGCAAUUUGUAUACCGAAAGUUUCAAUCAAUUAAGAAAUAGUAGCAUUACUAAAAAAAAAAGAGAGAAAGAUAAAAUAGUUGAAAACAAAGCAGACACGUUUCUGUAAGAUAUACGAUCUGUAAUACUUAAAGAAGAAGAGUCUAUAUAUUUGCGAGAAUCUUGAAGUGUGGAGAAAAAACGCACCUUCCCAAAAGGUAUUAAGAAAAAAAGGAUUGUACUAAAUAUAAAUUUUUUGACUAGAGUAGAAAUUUUAAUGAAAUGAAAAAAAAACAACUUUAAAGGCAAGAUAAAACCCACAGCAUUUAAAAAAAAGUCUUUUAGUAAUUAUAUAGAUAAAUCAUCACGGAACAACUUUCAAAAGAAAUAGUAAAAAAAAAGAGUUGCAAUAGUGUUGAAGGAAAAAAAGCGAGAAAAGAAGUUUAGUGAAGAGAACAUGGAAAAUCUUAAUUAUUCUAUAUUAAAUAAAAAGGGCCGUGCAUUUUAAUAAAAUUACUGUGUAAAUAGAAGUCUUUUUGAAUAUAAAUACAAUUAACUGAUGCAGCAUUGAUAAAAAAAAAAUUGGAAAGAGAUAGAAAACGGUGUGAGAAAAUCCAGAAAAAACAUAAAUUGCUAUUAAUAUUCUUGUCUCUGGAGAGCAAGAAAACUGCAAGUGUAUUAAUAGUAAUAGAGAAAAGUAAAUAUAGAGAGUAAAUCAAUAAUAUUUAUUACAUAAAAUUAUAUAUUAUUAUAUUGAGACUUAAUAAUAUUAAGUAAUAUUGACAAAAAAAAAUU